AUGAGUUCUGGUAUUGGAAGUUUAGUGAAAGUCAUCUUUAAGAACUUCGACGUCAUCGCUGGACCUAUUAUUAGCUUGGUUUAUCCUCUAUACGCAUCAGUGAGGGCAAUAGAGUCGAGAACCGGUAGAGACGACAAACAAUGGCUCACUUAUUGGGCUCUUUAUUCACUUAUCAAACUCUUUGAGCUAACUUUCUACGGACUCCUCGAAUGGAUUCCAAUAUGGCCAUACGCCAAGCUAGCACUAACGUGUUGGUUGGUGUUACCGGGCUUAAGCGGCGCUGCUUAUCUUUAUGAGAACUAUGUGCGUUCGUUUCUUUUAAGGCCACAUAAUGUUAAUAUAUGGUAUGUGCCUGCUAAGAAGGACGAAGACGACUUACCAGCAGCUGCUGGAAAAUUUACUCCGGUAAAUGAUUCUGGUGAGCCUACAGAGAAGCUUGUUAGCUCGGUGGAUACAUCAGCCAAAUAUGUUGGUCACUCGGCCUUUGAUGAUACAUAUGUCUACUAG
Molecule: messenger RNA, 507 nt
Organism: Eruca vesicaria subsp. sativa (arugula)
Lineage: Eukaryota; Viridiplantae; Streptophyta; Magnoliopsida; Brassicales; Brassicaceae
Source: the annotation of a GenBank genome assembly